Molecule: messenger RNA, 2337 nt
Organism: Agrilus planipennis (emerald ash borer)
Lineage: Eukaryota; Metazoa; Arthropoda; Insecta; Coleoptera; Buprestidae
Product: CWF19-like protein 2 homolog
Exons: 2
Coding region: 207-1886 (559 amino acids)
Biological process (GO): mRNA splicing, via spliceosome
Cellular component (GO): post-mRNA release spliceosomal complex
Source: RefSeq, a predicted model, not a curated record
AAUUAUCUGUGGACUGUAGAAAACUGAAACAAAUUUCAUCCAUCCAGUUGGGGUUAUGUUCUGUUCAGUUCUGCUGGUUCGUUGACUAGUAUUGUAUUUGUUUUUGAGUAAAAUCGGUGAAGAAAUAGUAUAAUAAAUUUUAUUAUCAAUAGUUAAAGCUGCAACUCCUAGUUAAGUUCUAAAUUGCUGUAUUUUAAAAAUUGAUAAUGGGUAAACAUAAAGAUCAUAAACGUAAAAAACAUAAAAAGGGCAAGAAGCAUAAGAAAGAAAUAAAGUACAGUAGUAGUUCUUCCAGUAAUUCUGAAGAUGAAUGGGUAGAGAAAGAACUAAUUAAAAAUGAUGAACAAGCUCUUGAAAGAGAAAGUUGGAUGUCAUUGUCAACCACUUUUAAUUCUUAUUCCAGUACUGAUAAGAGACAAGAUCGUGAAGAGCAAAGAAAACUUGAAAAACAAAAAUCUGUUUAUAAUCCUUGCGAAAGUGUCAGGGAAUUAAAUCCUUAUUGGAAGGGGGGUGGUGAUGGUAUGCCUUCUAUAAAAUUUAAAAGGCCACUUGAUGAUGGUGACAGUUUUCAAAAUCCUGGCAAUCAUCCCAUACAAAAAGACUCUGGUAGAGUUCAACCACAAAGUUCAUCUAAUUGGCGAAAAAAGACUGUUCCAGACCAUACAACUAACAGUGCAGAUACAUCUCACAAUUCAAAUGAUGAUAGUAAUAAACUUUUAAGUGAAAAUGAAAUGAAUGCUCUUGCUGCUAAAUUAGUAAAAGCUGAAAUAAUGGGAAAUAUACCUGUAAUUUAUGAACUUAGACAAAAACUUGAAGAUGCAAGGAAAGCAAAAGAAAAAAUUGCAAUGGAAAAUCAUUCUAUACUACUGACAGAAACCGACUCUAAAGGUUUUUCUCGCCCAUUUAAGAUGGAAUCAACAUAUGGGGAAUACUCAGGAAGUUCUCAUAAAAAACAAAAAGUUGAAACUCACAAAGACAGAGAAAGGGUAAGGUAUUUCCCAGAUGAUGAUAAGUACUCCCUCAAACAAAUGUUUGAAAAUGAAAAAUUCAACUCAGUUGAAGAUGAAGCUAGAGACUUUGUACGCCUCACAGGUCAAGUUGGAAAAAAUGAUGAUCUUGAUGAUCUAUUUACUGAUAACAUUAGAAGAAAAAAAUCAGAUGAGAGAAUUGAUAAAAGAAAUAGAGAUAAGGCAAUAAGGGAACAUGAACAGACUAUACAAACUAUAGAAAAUUGCACAAAAUGCAUACAAUCUGCAAAUAUGCAGAAGCAUUUAAUGGUUUCACUUGGAGAAACGAUUUAUCUUUGUCUUCCACAUCAUGAACCACUUACAGAUGGACAUUGUAUGAUCAUUCCAACUCGGCAUGUCUCUUGUUGUACUAACUUAGAAGAAAAUGAAUGGAGUGAACUGCUAAAUUAUAGAAGAGCACUAGUCCAAAUGUUUGCUAACAGAAAUGAAGAUGUCAUUUUUAUUGAAACAGCAAUGUUUCUAAGUAGACAUCCACAUAUGUCUAUUCAGUGUGUACCCCUCCCAAAAGAACAGGGAGAUCUAGCACCCAUAUAUUUCAGAAAGGCAAUUGAUGAAUCUGAAACCGAAUGGUCUUCCAAUAAGAAAUUAGUGUCAUUAGCUGGAAGAGAUGUGAGAAAAGCUAUUCCAAAAGGGUUACCGUAUUUUAGUGUCUCCUUUGGGAUGCAAGAAGGAUUUGCUCAUGUAAUUGAAGAUCAGAGGCUAUUCCCUGUCAAUUUUGGACAAGAAAUAAUAGGUGGAAUGUUGGACUUGCAUCACAGUAAAUGGAAGAAACCAAAAAAACAAAGCUUUACAGAACAAAAAGAUCGUGUUUUAAAAUUUUCACAAGAGUGGAAUAAAUAUGAAUGUGCAACUGGAUAAAAAAAAAUACACUUUUUUUAUUAACACUGUCCACAUUUUUCAGAAUUUCCUAGCGAAGCGCAUGAGGCGAUCAAAAAUCGAGCCCCGCAACAUAUUUAACCCUUAAUUUUCAGGAUAAAUGUGUCCUAAAUAAAUGUUGAAAAAUAGAAAAUAAUUUUCUCUCAGGGCAAGUUGUUUAAACCAGAAGUUUAUUACAUUCUGGCUUAACAUAAAAACAGCAACAAUCUGAUAUCAAGAUAAAUUAAUUGAAUGUACAAAACUUCCCCAUAAAUUUAAAAUUAAAUAUUUUAUUUAACUUUUAAUACUUUUAAAAUUAUGAAAUGCUGUAAAAUCACUAAAUGUUUUGGAAUGUAAUUUGUACUCCCAACAAAAUGAUUCCUCCACUUAUUGUUAGUAUAAUUUUGUUUUAUAAAAAUUAAAUUUUUAUGAAAAUAAAAAUGUAUUAUUUCAA